AAUAUAGUGGCCGUAGGGGCUGGCUUUUGUGAUGGACUGGGUUUUGGCGACAACACCAAGGCAGCAGUGAUCCGGCUGGGGCUCAUGGAAAUGAUCGCCUUCGCCAAGCUUUUCUGCAGUGGCCCUGUGUCUUCUGCCACCUUCCUGGAAAGCUGCGGCGUUGCUGAUCUUAUCACUACCUGCUAUGGAGGACGGAACCGUAAGGUGGCAGAGGCCUUCGCUCGAACUGGAAAGUCCAUUGAGCAGCUGGAGAAAGAGAUGCUAAAUGGGCAGAAGCUGCAGGGGCCCCAGACAGCCCGGGAGCUACACAGCAUCCUCCAGCACAAGGGCCUGGUGGACAAGUUCCCCUUGUUCACAGCUGUGUACAAGGUGUGCUACGAGGGUCAGGCUGUGGGUGAAUUUAUCCGCUGCCUGCAGAAUCACCCAGAACACAUGUGAAUUGGGCCAGGGCCCAGACAGGCAGUUCUUUACCUCAACAGAGACAAGCAGAAG
Molecule: messenger RNA, 492 nt
Organism: Nannospalax galili (Upper Galilee mountains blind mole rat)
Lineage: Eukaryota; Metazoa; Chordata; Mammalia; Rodentia; Spalacidae
Product: glycerol-3-phosphate dehydrogenase [NAD(+)], cytoplasmic
Biological process (GO): glycerol-3-phosphate catabolic process; carbohydrate metabolic process
Cellular component (GO): cytosol; glycerol-3-phosphate dehydrogenase (FAD) complex
Molecular function (GO): NAD binding; glycerol-3-phosphate dehydrogenase [NAD(P)+] activity; protein homodimerization activity
Source: RefSeq, a predicted model, not a curated record